Messenger RNA from Didymosphaeria variabile, 1908 nucleotides. RefSeq lists its product as uncharacterized. Gene Ontology annotation, molecular function: GTPase activator activity. Lineage: Eukaryota; Fungi; Ascomycota; Dothideomycetes; Pleosporales; Didymosphaeriaceae. The record is from RefSeq and is a predicted model, not a curated record. The transcript has 6 exons. Bases 1 to 1908 code for a protein of 635 amino acids. Gene Ontology annotation, biological process: activation of GTPase activity.
AUGAGAGGCAUUGCCGAAGCAGACGGUAUCUUCGCACAGAGAGCCGCAGAUCACAGCUGGCUUGCGCUCCGUAUGCUGGAAGAGUCGCGUUCGACUUACGCCUCCCUCCGCACGCACUACCUCCGCGGUAUCGAGCACCCUGACGAGCUCGAGUCCUCCGUGGACCCGCUCAGCGCAAACGAAGAGGGAGUGGACCAGACAAUGGUGGACAUGCUUGAUUCGAGCUACAUGGAGCAUGACACCUUCACACUGUUUUCGCUGAUUAUGCAGACAGCCAUGUCGUUUUAUGCGCCCGCCGAUCCUGAUUCACCUUCCAAGGAGACACCGAUGCUCGCGCGAUGUUCAAGGAUCUUUGAACGAUACCUGCCCAAGGCCGAUCCAGAAUUGGCCUCGCACUUGGUGAAGCUUGAUAUUGUCCCGCAGAUAUUCCUCUUGCGCUGGAUAAGAUUACUAUUUGGUCGCGAAUUCCCCCUUGACGACGUCCUCAAAGUGUGGGAUGCUUUGUUUGCCAUCGAUUCCACGCUUGAGCUUGUCGAUAUGAUCUCUGUCGCCAUGGUGUUACGUAUCCGUUGGGAUCUCGUAACCGCCGAUACUAAUGAAGCAUUCGCGUUAUUGUUACGAUACCCCGAGCCUAGCGCACCGGCCUAUACCUUUAUCAAAGAUGCACUCUAUCUCAGAGAUCAUCUGACACCUGAGGGCGGAGCUGAAAUUAUCACGCGAUAUGGAAAGAAAGCACCCGCACUCGACGUGUCUCCUCCACCAGCGAUACGACUGUCUUCAUCAUCAUCAUCACCUCCUACUCCAUCUCAUCGCUCGAGAAGCAGCUUAGGAUCGCCCAGGGCAUUCGUGAGCCAGCAGGGUGCAGGGCUUGAAGCACUAUUGCAAGGUGCAGCAAAGAACGUGCUUGAACGAGGCUCGCAAUGGGGCGUUGGAAAAGCUCUCCGCGAUGCAGUAGGUGAGGUCAGAAAGCAGGCUGAAGCUAUCCAAUCGGGCGCUGUCUCCACACCCGUCUCUGGGAACAGUACACCAAGAUCUGGCGGACGCGAAUUUCGCAAGCCAACUCAACUUCCAGCAGCUAGCUCAAGACCCGGUCUGGCACGUACACAAUCUGGCAACGCCCUUAAGAGGAUUGAAAGUCUGGAGAAACGGAGCAAGAAUCUAGCGAAGAUGCUGGAAAGCGCCGUGGGCGAGCUUUGGGAAUAUCACAAGGAGCGCAGCGAAGGACAAAAGGAAGCAAACCAGACGAAGAAAGAUCCGAUAGAAGCGCUGAGUCUUGCGAUUGCGAAAGUACAAUUCGUUCAGGUCUACCUCGAGGACUCGUCGAUACCACUGCCGAUGGACGAGACCACAGAACAAACAGCCACCGCCAACGCAGCUGCCAGUCUCCUAGCCCCAGAACCUACCUCCCCAUCAGCAGUGCCCGAACGAACAGCAAGCGCUCCCCCAAUACCCAACACCUCACGACCAACUUCAUCUGCAUCGAAUGCCCAAUCUAUCUCGCCCACCGCGAAUGCGCAGCCUGCCUUUCCACCAGUUCACACCUCACCGCAACCAUCAUCAGCCUCGUCGAACUUAUCGCUCCAUCCACCGCGCGCACGACCUAUGCUCGCCUCCUCCAACUUCUCAUGGAUGCUUGGCCAGGACUCUACAUCGGCUUCAUCGACCUUUGCAUCGAGCACCGCGCACUCGGCGUUCGCAUCGGACGAGAAGAGAAGGCUCAAGGGGAAAGGAUUCCUCUUCGGAGACGACGAUGAGGCCGAAGAGUCUGUACAAGAGAAGAGAGGCAGCGUAAGCAGCAAGGGCGGAGCGAAGAACGGGAAGAACAAGGGGAAAGGUCAAGCAGAGGCGGAGGUCGAAGAAGAGGUCAUCGAUCUAGAGGAUGUGGGAAAGAGGGAUGCUGUGAUGUAG